Molecule: messenger RNA, 3486 nt
Organism: Myotis lucifugus (little brown bat)
Lineage: Eukaryota; Metazoa; Chordata; Mammalia; Chiroptera; Vespertilionidae
Gene: TMTC1
Product: transmembrane and tetratricopeptide repeat containing 1
Exons: 19
Coding region: 189-2582 (797 amino acids)
Biological process (GO): protein O-linked glycosylation via mannose
Molecular function (GO): mannosyltransferase activity; protein binding
Source: RefSeq, a predicted model, not a curated record
GCAGGCGAGUUCGUGCACGACGACGUGUGGGCGAUCGUGAACAACCCCGACCUGCGGCCCGGCACCCCGCUCCGCUGGAGCAUCUUCACGAACGACUUCUGGGGCAAGGGCAUGGCCGAGAACACCAGCCACAAGUCCUACCGGCCGCUCUGGUCCUCACCUUCAAGCUAAACAUAUUUUUGACUGGCAUGAACCCAUUUUACUUUCAUGCAGUGAAUGUAAUUUUGCAUUGCCUGGUGACUCUUGUGCUGAUGUACACCUGUGAUAAAACUGUCUUCAAGAAUCGUGGACUCGCUUUUGUUACGGCAUUGCUCUUUGCUGUGCAUCCUAUUCACACAGAGGCGGUAGCUGGAAUUGUUGGCAGAGCUGACGUAUUAGCGUGCCUGCUGUUUCUGUUGGCCUUUCUCUCCUACAACAGGAGUGUGGACCAGUGCUGUGUUGGGGAGUGUUUCCCUUCCACGGCCUCUCCUUUCUUCUUGCUGCUCGGUUUGUUUCUGGGGACCUGCGCAAUGCUGGUGAAAGAGACGGGCAUCACAGUGUUUGGAGUGUGCUUGGUUUAUGAUCUCUUUUCCCUAUCCCACAAGCAAGAGAAAUCGAGCAAUGGGGUCAUCCCUCAGCGCAGCCCCCAGCAGCCGGGGAGCCCCCAGCCCUCACUGCCAGCGCACCCCCUCCGGCAGAAUGGGAAGCAGCAGCGGUUCCCUCACAAAGGAGCCUGGAGUGGCUGCCACUCCCCAUUGCCACCAGAACCCAAGAGCAGUGGAUUCCCGGUGUCUCCUCGAGCUGUGUGGUCCAUGAUGAGGUAUCUGACUGCAAGCAGUAAUAGAAAUUUCCUGCUUACCAUGCGGCCAUUCUUAAAAAGGGCCAUUUUGGUCAUAAGUUAUGUGAUUGUUGUGUUGUACUUCCGCCUGUGGAUAAUGGGAGGAUCGAUGCCCCUCUUUUCAGAGCAAGAUAAUCCAGCUUCAUUCUCCCCUUACAUUCUCACAAGAUUCCUUACCUAUUCCUACCUCUUGGCCUUCAACGUGUGGCUUCUGCUUGCACCUGUUACCCUGUGCUAUGACUGGCAGGUCGGCAGUAUUCCUCUGGUAGAGACCAUCUGGGACAUUCGGAAUUUAGCCACCAUCCUUCUGGCGGUAGUGAUGGCCUUACUGAGCCUGCAUUGUUUAGCCGCCUUCAAGAGACUGGAGCACAAGGAAGUUUUGGUGGGCCUGUUGUUCCUGGUUUUCCCGUUCAUCCCAGCCAGCAAUCUCUUCUUCAGGGUGGGUUUUGUGGUGGCCGAGAGAGUCCUUUACAUGCCCAGCAUGGGCUACUGCAUCCUUUUUGUGCAUGGACUGAGCAAGCUCUGCACUUGGCUAAAUCGAUGUGGAGCCACCACCCUGACCGUGUCCACUGUGCUGCUGCUGCUGCUUUUCUCUUGGAAAACUGUAAAGCAGAAUGAAAUCUGGCUGUCAAGAGAGUCCCUCUUCAGGCUGUAUCCACGCCAUGCAAGUGCCCUGAACAACCUUGGAACACUGACGAGGAACACAGCAGAGGCAAAGAUGUACUAUCAGAGGGCUCUCCAGCUAAAUCCACAGCACAACCGGGCUCUGUUCAAUCUUGGGAAUCUCCUCAAGUCCCAGGAGAAAAAAGAAGAGGCUGUCACUUUACUGAGAGAUUCCAUUCGAUAUGGCCCGGACUUUGCAGAUGCGUAUUCAAGCCUCGCUUCAUUACUGGCUGAGCAGGAGAGAUUUAAGGAAGCUGAGGAAAUGUACCAGGCUGGAAUAAAGAACUGUCCAGAUAGCUCAGACUUACACAACAACUAUGGAGUUUUCUUAGUUGAUACUGGCUCUCCCGAGAAGGCAGUGGCCCAUUACCAACAGGCCAUCAAACUUAGCCCGAGUCAUGACGUGGCCAUGGUGAACCUGGGGAGGCUCUACAGGUCCCUGGGAGACAACAGCAUGGCUGAAGAGUGGUACAAACGCGCCCUGAAGGUGGCACGCAAAGCGGAGACCCUGUCGCCUUUGGGAGCACUAUUCUACAACACGGGCCGAUACGAAGAGGCCUUGCAGAUUUACCGGGAAGCUGCGGCACUUCAGCCUUCUCACCGGGAACUCCGCCUGGCCCUGGCUCAGGUUUUGGCCAUGAUGGGUCAGACGAAAGAAGCUGAAAAGAUGACCAAUCACAUUGUAUCAGAGGACACUGGAUGCCUCGAAUGCUAUCGCCUGCUGUCAGCAAUCUACAGCAAGCAGGAGCAGCACGACAAGGCACUUGACGCUAUAGACAAGGCUCUCCAGCUGAAACCAAAGGACCCAAAGGUCAUUUCUGAACUUUUUUUCACAAAAGGAAAUCAACUAAGAGAGCAAAACCUUCUGGACAAAGCUUUUGAGAGCUAUAAAGCCGCUGUGGAACUAAAUCCAGAUCAAGCACAGGCCUGGAUGAACAUGGGUGGAAUCCAGCACAUCAAGGGAAACUAUGUGUCUGCAAGAGCUUAUUAUGAGCGAGCCUUACUGCUGGUUCCAGACAGCAAACUGCUGCAGGAAAAUCUGGCCAAAUUGGAUCGCCUAGAAAAACGAUUACAAGAAGUUCGAGAAAAGGAUCAACCAUAGCAGCAUUGGAUGUCGUCUGGAGGGACGAUUGCUGGUGCCUCUGGAGGAAGAAGAAGGGAUGGAGGCCUUGCUGUCACAUCAGCAGGGCAACCAACGGAGCUUUCCUCUCACUCCCAGUCCAGGGGGCACAUUUGGAGACACUCGCUGGUAACCGUGUGCUGUGGGACUUGCAUCUCCAUGAAAAAAAAGAUAAAAAAGAGCAAGCAAGAGAAGGAGGCUGGAGAGGGAAGGAAUACAACAGCAUUUUACAGAUUUUUGUUGUUGUUGUUGCUUUAACUCCAAAUUUCCCUCCAUAUAUUUCUCUGCUUUUGCAACCCAGAGAUCUGGUUCUCUCUCCUAGUUUAAGCUUUUAUGUCCCAGUAAUACAGAAAUUAGAAAUGCUAUGAAGUCAGAUCUUUGCUUCUUAAUGGGAUAUUUCGAAGAGGAUAAUUCCUCUGAGAUAAGCCAUUUGGGAAAUUCUACCAAGAGGCGGCUCAUUUAAUUCUCCAGAACCAGAAAGGAGUAACAAAUAAUUUUUUGUAGAACCUUCCAGAAUAUGUGGAGAAAGGGGCUGUUGUUAAGUGAGCUUGAUCUAAUAUUCCCCUAAAGAUAUUGCUGGAGCCCUACGGAAUAGUAAAUUAAAUUCCACUCUGAUGCAAGUUUUUCCCAUCGCCUAACAUAUAAAAAAGGAAGCUUCUGGAAUUAUGUAUGGAUAUUCUUAUCCCUAGGGGAAAAUCAAGAAUCUUGGUCCCCCUAAUUCUUUAUGGAAAAUUUAAAAUUUAUUACAAGUAGAGUAGUAGUUCUGCUCUAAGAUUUCAAAAGUACUUUUAAAAUCAUAAAUGUUUCUGCCUCCACAAAUAUUAUUAUUUUGGUGAAGAAAAAAUAGUAUAUUCUACAUGAGAAUUAUUAAAGAUGUUAACUGAGA